This is a messenger RNA of Xiphophorus couchianus (Monterrey platyfish), 6273 nucleotides long. RefSeq names its product INO80 complex ATPase subunit (gene ino80). Gene Ontology annotation, biological process: chromatin remodeling; DNA repair; DNA-templated transcription. The transcript has 37 exons. Lineage: Eukaryota; Metazoa; Chordata; Actinopteri; Cyprinodontiformes; Poeciliidae. The record is from RefSeq and is a predicted model, not a curated record. Gene Ontology annotation, molecular function: histone binding; ATP hydrolysis activity; DNA binding. Gene Ontology annotation, cellular component: Ino80 complex; nucleus. The coding region runs from base 200 to 4978 and encodes 1592 amino acids.
GCUCUCUCAGUAACAGAAAGUGGCCGCCUCUCUGCUGCUGCUGCCGACUCAAAGCUCACGGACUCGCUUGGUGCCUCAAACCGCCAUUUUGGAGCCACAGAACCGAGAGUCGGCAGCAGCGACGAGAGGGACCGGAGGGGGGACACGGGGCUGAGACUCUUUCACCUUUGUGAGGUAAUUCAUCUUGGACUCAAGAGGAAUGCCAUUUCUUAACCAAAAGUGUGUGCAUUUCUUCAGUAAAGGGUUCUGCCCUGCUGGGCAGAGGAGUCAGUGCUGCAUGGCGUCAGGGCAAGAUGGGCGCCAGGAGGAUGGGUCGCCGGGGCUCUCUGGCCUGGCCAAGCCUCUCUAUCUGCAGCGCUUGGAAAGAUCUCUGAAGUUGGACAGUUUUCUGCGACAAACCGCUGCUAUCUUUAACAGAGACAUAAGCGACGAUAGCGACGACAGCGAUGGCGCUUUGGGGUCGGGCCUUUCCCUGGACGCCUCCAACCAACACGCAGCAUUGUCCGUGAAGAGUGAGCCAUGCGAGCAAGAAGAUGCGCUAUCAGACUGCAAACCCCUUAACGGAGUACUACAAGGUAAAGCAGACCAAAAGGCCGAUAAAACGAAUCUCUACAAUUUUUCAAAGUUGAAAAAGAACAGAAAAUGGCUCAAGAACAUCCUCCUGAGUGACGACACAACAGACUCUGACGCAGAGUCCGACGACGCUAACUUCAGUUUGUCUCGGGAGGAGCUUCACGACAUGCUUCGGUUACACCGUCACAAUCGGCAGCAUCAGAGCAAGUUCUACUCCGACCGAGAGCUCUAUCAGUAUCAGUACUACAGCACAGGACUCCUGUCAAGUCAUGAUCCUUUCUAUGAGCAGCAGCGCCACCUGGGCACGAAGAAAAAGAAAAUUAAAGAUGAGAAGAAAAUCAAAGGAAAAUUAAAGAAAGUGAAGAAGAAAAAGAAAAGAGGUGAAGAAUUUCUCGACGAGGAGCGUCCAUAUAUCACCAAGGUGUUUGCAAAGUUUUCCCACGAUGCUCCACUGCCCAUGGUGAAGAAAAAACAUCUCACUGUUGAACAGCUGAAUGCACGGCGGCGUAAAGUGUGGCUCACCAUCGCUAAAAAGGAGGUUCCUAAGUCUUUCAAGCAGAAGACUUCUGCCAAAAACGUAGUACUCACCAACGCUAAAAAGCUGGCCCACCAGUGCAUGCGAGAGGUCCGGCGUGCCGCCAUCCAGGCUCAGAAGAACUGCAAAGAGACGCUGCCCCGUGCGCGACGCCUCACCAAGGAGAUGAUGCUCUACUGGAAGAAAUAUGACAAAGUGGAAAAAGAGCACAGGAAGAGAGCUGAGAAGGAAGCUCUGGAGCAGCGGAAACUCGACGAAGAGAUGAGAGAGGCUAAACGUCAGCAGCGUAAGCUGAACUUUUUGAUCACUCAGACGGAGCUGUACGCUCAUUUUAUGAGCGGCAAAGCCAGCAUGGGGGCACCGGAAGGGGACACGACGCAGGAGGACAUUUUGCGAAAGCUUGAAGACAAUUCGUCCCAGAGACAAAUUGAUGUGGGAGGAGGCGUGAUGGUCAAUGUUGGACAGGAGGAUUAUGACAGUGAAUACUACAAAUCGCAGGCUUUGAGGAAUGCUAGAGAAGCUUAUCAGAUUCACCAAGAGAGAACAAGGAUGUUUGACGAAGAGGCCAAAGACAGCCGCAGUGCCUCUCUGCAUGUUGCGGGCAGCAUGUCCUCAGGACUGGCCUCUGGGUUUGGAGAGAGCUACAGUUUGUCAAACCCCUCCAUCCAAGCAGGCGAGGACAUUCCUCAGCCCACCAUUUUCAACGGAAAACUUAAGGGAUAUCAACUCAAAGGCAUGAACUGGCUGGCCAACCUCUAUGAACAGGGGAUAAAUGGAAUCUUGGCAGAUGAAAUGGGACUUGGGAAGACGGUUCAAAGUAUCGCCCUGCUGGCCCACCUAGCAGAGAGAGACAACAUCUGGGGUCCGUUCCUGAUCAUCUCUCCAGCGUCCACGCUCAACAACUGGCACCAGGAGUUCAGCCGCUUUGUGCCCAAAUUCAAGGUGCUGCCGUACUGGGGGAACCCCCACGACCGCAAAGUUAUUCGGAAAUUUUGGAGUCAGAAAACACUUUAUACACAAAACGCACCUUUUCACGUGGUGAUCACGAGCUACCAGCUGGUAGUCCAAGAUGUAAAGUACUUCCAGAGGGUCAAGUGGCAGUACAUGGUUCUGGACGAGGCCCAGGCUCUGAAAAGCAGCUCCAGCGUUCGGUGGAAAAUCCUCUUGCAGUUCCAGUGUCGGAACAGACUCCUGUUGACCGGGACGCCCAUCCAGAACACUAUGGCUGAGCUGUGGGCCCUGCUGCACUUCAUCAUGCCCACAUUGUUCGAUUCCCACGAAGAGUUUAACGAAUGGUUCUCCAAGGACAUCGAGAGCCACGCUGAGAACAAGUCUGCCAUCGACGAGAAUCAGCUUUCCAGAUUGCACAUGAUCCUCAAGCCAUUCAUGCUGCGCAGGAUCAAGAAGGACGUGGAAAAUGAACUCUCAGACAAGAUUGAGAUCCUGACCUACUGCCAGCUGACGUCCCGUCAGAGGCUGCUCUACCAGGCUCUGAGGAACAAGAUCUCCAUCGAGGACCUCCUCCAGUCUUCCAUGGGCACGGCCCAGCAGGCCAGCAGCACCACUUCCUCGCUUAUGAACCUGGUCAUGCAGUUUAGGAAGGUUUGCAACCACCCUGACCUGUUUGAGCGUCAGGAAACCCGCUCCCCUUUCCACAUGUCUGUCAAGCCAUACGUCAUUUCCAAGUUUCUCUACCGUCAUGGUCUCGUCCACACACACAACCAGGCCAAGAACAAAUUACUACAAGUGCUGUUAUCUCCUUUCUCGCCAAAUCACAUCCAGCAGUCCCUUUUUCAUAGGAAAGAUGACGAAAAAGGAAGCUGCUUCUCCUUCUUGCGCUUUAUUGAUGUGUCACCAGCAGAAAUGUCCAAUAUGAUGCUGCAAGGCACCUUAGUGAGGUGGUUAGGUCUUUUCCUGUCAAUGAAAGCUGCUUACCGGCUCUACUAUCAACGGCUGUUCGACCCCAUGGGGGAACAUCAAGACGAAGGCGACAGAGGGAGGAUACAGCACAAGAGUGUGUGUCUUUCUCACAAGGAUCUGAUCCUGUGGCUCAACAAACCGACCGCCUUCCCCAACACACAAACCAGUCUCGUCCUCCAGGAUCUGGUGUUUACAGCCUCUAGACCCGGCAUUUUGGCCCACACAGACGUGAGGAUCCACGACAGAAACUCUGCCACCUCCACGCUCCGACCCUGUGAAGCCACGCUGCCACCCAAGUUCCUGCUGGCCGCCACCCCCAAGGUGACGGCAGUUCCCAUGGAGCGGUAUUGUGCCGACCGGAGUGCCGAGUACGAGUGGCGGAUGAUGCGCGGCGGUGGGGGGACGGUCUACAAGCAGUGCUUUCUGUACGGCUCCCCUGAACUCGCCUCAGAUUGGCGCAUGAGGGCUAACGCCAUCCACCCACAAUGCCCCGGGGGGCUGAUGGCCCUCCAACCUCGCCAUGGAUGGUCCUUCAUACGGAUACCUGAUAAAGAAAGCCUGAUUACAGAAAGUGGCAAACUCCACACUUUGGACAUCCUUUUAAACCAACUAAAGGCCCAGGGCCACAGAGUCCUCAUCUACUCUCAGAUGACCCGCAUGAUAGACCUGCUGGAGGAGUAUAUGGUUUAUCGAAAACACACCUACAUUCGCCUUGACGGGUCCUCCAAGAUUUCCGAACGCAGAGACAUGGUGGCCGACUUCCAGAGCCGUACGGACAUCUUUGUGUUCCUGCUCAGUACGAGGGCUGGAGGACUUGGCAUCAACCUGACCGCUGCGGACACGGUGAUCUUCUACGACAGCGACUGGAACCCCACGGUGGACCAGCAGGCCAUGGACCGGGCUCACCGCCUGGGUCAGACCAAGCAGGUGACCGUCUACCGCCUCAUCUGUCAGGGCACCAUCGAAGAGAGGAUCCUGCAACGCGCCAAGGAGAAGAGCGAGAUCCAAAGGGUGGUCAUCUCCGGAGGCAACUUCAAACCGGACACGCUGAAGCCCAAAGAGGUGGUCAGUCUGCUUCUGGACGACGACGAGCUGGAGAAGAAACUGCGUCAAAGACAGGAGGAAAAGAGGCAGCAGGAGGAGAGCAGCAAGGUGAAGGAGAGGAAGAGGAAGAGGGAGAAGUACGCAGAGAAGCAGAAGAAGAACGAGGAGUCGGAGAACAAGAGGAAGAAGGAGAUGAACCUGGUGAUCUCCCACGCGCCCUCGGCCGAUAACUCCAACCUGUCCGCAGACGGGGACGACUCGUUCAUCAGCGUGGAGAUGGACUCGGCCAUGCCCAGUCCGUUCAGCGAGAUCUCUCUGAGCAGCGAGCUGCAGCCCGGCUCUCUGCCGCCGGACGCCGACGCCGACGAAAGCAGCAGCGACAUGCUGGUCAUCGUGGACGAUCCCGUCUCGUCGGCGCCGCAGUCUCGCGCCACCAACUCCCCCGCCUCCGUGACCGGAUCGGUUUCUGACAACAUGAACGGUGUUUCAGCCUCCGACUCGAUCAGCCCAGGCAGAGGCCGGUCCGGUCGGAGUCGCGGGCGGCCCAAAGGAUCCGGAGGAGCCGCCAAGUCCGGAGGGAAGGGCCGAGGCCGGAAGUCAACAGCUGGGAGUGCGGCGGCCAUGGCGGGGGCGAAGGCUGGGGCGGCAGCUGCCUCAGCAGCAGCUUAUGCUGCUUACGGAUACAGUGUUUCCAAAGCCGGCCUCUCCGCUGCCGGCCCCCUGCAGCCCUCCCUGGCGCGACUGGCCACAGGCCCCGCCUUCAAACUCAGCAGAAGCUCCUCCCCCCUCGCCAAAGGAGCGCCCUCCGGCCACAGCUCCCACUCGCAGCUGUCCCACGGCCACCACCACAGCAGCCACGGCGCAUCCAGGAAGGGCAAGGGCCCCGGCGGCCCCGGGACUCGAUGAUGAAGGCACAGACUGGUUCCUGACCUGCUGCUCACUGUGAACCCCACUGACGCUUUAUGCCUACGCUCAUAAAGAGAGUGCAGUAUUUACUACCCAUUUUGUGGAAGACAACGCUCUGCCUUUUUUGGCUCAGAAACCGAACACACACACACACACACACACACACACACACACACACACACACACACACACACACACCCGCAUAUCAGUCUGAUGGUUGGUCUUUUUUCCUUGUUCCAGUUUUGUUUCGAUGUAUAUUAGUUAGCCGAGGCUCGGGCUGUUUUUGUUGCCGUUACAACGAGAGCGCUUCCAAGUGCUUGUGGAGGCCAAUCAGAAGCCACAACAGGGGGGGUUCUUCAAUUAUUUUUUUCUUCUCUCUUUGACAAGUUAUUGAUGAACUUCUGUCACUGAGCCACGUCUUCCAUUUUUUGGGUGUUAACUAGUAUCAUAGAUGUGCACUAGGUUAUUUAAUUGUUCUGUAGAUAUCUACGCUCAGUUCGAAGCUAUGGAGGAAUCUGAAUUUCUAACGUCGACCCCCUCACCCCCUGCCGUCCCUCCCCAAGUAGAUCUACAGCUUUUCUACUAAAGCCGUUAUUUUUCUAACAGAAGAUUUAAGUAGAUGAGCUAACAUGGCGAUAGAAAACCUUUUCAACUACGCUUUUCCAGUAUUCCCAAAUCAACGUGAAAAUAUUUUUGUCCAAAAGAAGAAUAGUGUAAAGAAAUUUAAAAGAUAUAUAUUUCAAAUGGAAGUGUGCUGGUUGACUCAGCCCUGCUGCUAACAAUUAAAAUACUGAUUCAGAUUAUUUGGUUGUUUGCUAUUUUAAGUUAUUACUUUUUUUCUUUUUUUGCAUUUACAAUGGGGAGUUUAUAUUAAUUGUGAUGGAAAUCACAUGUACAACUGUAAAAUGUGAAAUUCAGUCGCUGUUUUUACUUUUCAUUAUAUUUCUGUGACGACCUGUUUGUGGAUUUCUCAUGCGUUUUAGAAUAAAAAAACAGAAGGUUCACGUUGAGUGUCCCGACCUGAGCACUACAUUCGUUCUGGGGUUUUUGUUUUCCUGUUUAUAUUGUGAUGAAAACUGAAAGUUCUAUAUUUGAUGUACAUAAAGAUGGGCCGUGGCUCUUUUCUCUCAUUCGCCUGUUUUAUUUUUAUAGAUUGGGUACAUGUGAAGAAAUGGAUCGGCUGUUUUACUCCGCGGAGGUGUGAGGUGAAAAAUAAAGGUGCUUUAAUUUGAACCUUUUCUGUCGUGUGACCGCUUCUGAUUUUUCAUCCCUCAAUGUUAUGUCCAAAGAAAUUU